AUGCUAAUUGCAGGCUUCUCAACCUCUCAAAAUAACGCCACAAUAAUCCUUCACUUAACGGUCUCUACUAACAAAAACUUCAUCGCACCGCUCCAACACGCGCCGCUGUUCGGACACCCACUCCCUAUUCCAUGCAUUCUGGCCCUGAUCUCGUCAAUCUGUCUUCGCGGUCACAUACACCCGCACCAUGGAGACCUUCCCCAUGAUGAGUUCUCGCCUACGCCCUACUUGUCUAGCAGAGGCAAUACGACAUCUCUCGAGAGCAUUGUUUGCCACAGGCGUCACUUCCCACGCAAUCGGACAAUUGGCACGUUUGUACCUGAAGCCGAAAGCUACCACGCAUCCGCAUCGCGUUGCCCAUCUGAAUUGGUCCAGACAAACAUGGGCAGCCUCACCGGGCGCGUCACCGCUAUUUGGAGCAAACAUGACCUUCCCAACCCCAUCUAUAAGGGCCGCACUUCUCUCCAGCCUGUAGCGCUAUAUUUCUGA
Molecule: messenger RNA, 489 nt
Organism: Pseudocercospora fijiensis CIRAD86
Lineage: Eukaryota; Fungi; Ascomycota; Dothideomycetes; Mycosphaerellales; Mycosphaerellaceae
Exons: 5
Coding region: 1-489 (162 amino acids)
Source: RefSeq, a predicted model, not a curated record